This is a messenger RNA of Dovyalis caffra, 909 nucleotides long. Lineage: Eukaryota; Viridiplantae; Streptophyta; Magnoliopsida; Malpighiales; Salicaceae. The record is from the annotation of a GenBank genome assembly.
AUGUACUCUGCUAGCGACCAAAUGAUGUUCCAAUGCCCUCCUAGGCCAUUGCCAAUGGAGAGUAAAUGGAAAUCCAAUGUCGAAGUUGCUCCAAAUUGCCCCCGUUGUGCUUCUUCGAACACGAAAUUCUGCUACUACAAUAACUAUAGCUUGUCACAGCCUAGGUAUUUUUGCAAGGGUUGUAGAAGGUAUUGGACAAAAGGAGGAUCGCUAAGAAAUGUUCCUGUGGGUGGUGGUUGUCGCAAGUAUCGCAGAGCCAAGUCCUCUAAGGUCUCCCAGAAUGAACGUGCUGUGGUGUCGGUGAAUGAUAGUUGGACUCAUAAGACAUCAGCUUCUUCCUCGAAUAAAGACUCAAUGGCUCAACAAGGUGGAGCCAAUGGGUCCGAUAUUGAUCUAGCUGUUGUUUUUGCUAAGUUCUUGAAUCAAGACUUGAGUUAUGAGCCAGAGUUUAUUGGUACUGAAGAAUUGCGUAAUGAUGGCAGCGAUCAAUUGGUUAAUGUAUCGAAUUCUUCAACCUCAUCUGACAGUUUCCAAAAUGAUGCGAUGAUGGAAAACUUGAAGCGGUCUGAUCUGACCCAAGAAUCCAAUUUACUUGAAGGGAAAUCUCAGGUACUUGUAGGAGAGAAGGAACCACCACUUGAAGAAGAGAGAAUUCAAGAAAUCAUAGAAAGUCAAGACAUGAAUGCAUUUGGCUUGCAAAAUUUACUGAGCGAUGAAAUUGUACAAGAUGCUUUGUGGUCUGAUGAUGCAGCGUUGCCUAAUGUUCCUAAUUGGCAACCUAUGGUGCAAUUGCCAGAAUUUGAUUCAUUUUCAAUGGAUGAUCGACUAAAGAUUUCGGCCAAUUUUAUCAGCGAUAAUAAUUGGAGUUCUUUGGAUCUCUCGGGGUUUGAGGUUUUUUUAGGACCUUGA